CGCGCGGGCGGGGCGGGGCGCGCGGGGCGGGCGCGGCUGUGCCCUUGGCCGGGCGGGCGCCGGGUCGGGAGCGUUGGCGCGUCACGCCGGCCGGUGUAUGUGCGGCAAUAACAUGUCGGCGCCGCUGCCCGCCAUCGUGCCGGCCGCCCGGAAGGCCACGGCCGCGGUGAUUUUCCUGCACGGCCUGGGAGACACCGGGCAUGGAUGGGCAGAGGCCUUUGCCGGCAUCCGCAGUCCCCACAUCAAGUACAUCUGCCCACACGCGCCCGUUAUGCCGGUGACCUUAAACAUGAACAUGGCUAUGCCGUCUUGGUUUGACAUCAUUGGACUCUCACCCGACUCGCAAGAGGAUGAACAUGGGAUCAAGCAGGCGGCAGAGAGUGUGAAAGCGCUGAUCGACCAGGAGGUGAAGAACGGCAUCCCCUCCAACAGGAUCGUCCUGGGUGGCUUCUCGCAGGGCGGGGCGCUGUCCCUCUACACGGCGCUGACCACGCACCAGAAGCUGGCGGGGGUGACGGCCCUCAGCUGCUGGCUCCCGAUGCGGGCUUCCUUCCCAGAGGGCCCGAUCAGUGGUGUUAAUCGAGAUAUUUCGAUUCUCCAGUGCCACGGGGAUAGCGACCCGUUGGUCCCCCUGAUGUUUGGCACUCUGACCGUGGAGAAGCUGAAGACGUUGGUGAAUCCAGACAACGUGACCUUCAAGGCUUACGAAGGCAUGAUGCACAGUUCCUGCCACCAGGAAAUGAUGGACGUCAAGCAGUUCAUCGACAAGCUCCUACCUCCUGUGGACUGACUUCACGAAGAGGCCUUGUGUGGAAGUGCACCAGCAUCGUCGAUGACCGAACCCACCCCUCCCCCCGCCCCGAGACUCGUCCUAUUUGCAGUGUUAAAACGUUUGGCAGAUACACACGAAUGACGUAGCCUAAAUCAUACCUCCUGUGGGAAAUGCGUGACCUUUUGAGUUUCUCUACAAAUACAGGUUGGGCCUCUCCAAAGACAAACGUGGGCCGAAACCCAGAACCUGCUAGUGUUCCGAGGGAGGAGCAGCUCACUCCUCUCUCCCAGCUGUAACUCGGCAGAGUAAUAAAGAGCCUGCAAUCCAGAUGUUGUAGGAGGUGGUUUGUAAGCGAGGAGCUGAGUGGGAGCUUGUCGGGGCGGGAGCGAGCCGUGGUGACAGGAGCCGUUUAUACCUGCUGCGACUCAGGCUGGCUCUCGCCCCGAGCCCCUCAGUGACUCUGCAAUAUCUCUAUUUUUCUAUGUGUCUCCCUGUGUAUUGGUGAGUGUGGCCCUUGAUAAGGCUGAGGUGGUGUUCCGUGACUCCUCAAGGCGGUCGAGAGGAACCGUGCUCGCUGCAGUCAUGUUUGGGGACCACCUGGGUGUCCCCCCCAUAUCAUUUCUGUUUCACCUGGUGGUGUUGUUCUCUGGAACAGUAUUCCUUUGUUUCUUACCAGUUAUAACAGACCAAAUAUUGCCUCCUUGCCGUAGACGCCCACUGGCAGUACGUGCUGUGACUUGGCAUUUACAGUCCCAGACCCGAUGGUAUUUCAGAUCUCUGUAUCCUCAGAGGAACCAGGCGUCAAACCUCUUCACUACUUGAGACUUCCUGCACUACUUAUUCCUGAAGUUCAGAGUUAGCCCUAGAGCAGGUUUUAGAGGGAGAAUUUUUCCUUCCAGGUAACAAGUAAUAUCUGCGGUUGUUGUUUUUUUUUUUUGUCAGCUAAAGGAAUAAUUAGGUCAUAAUCAAAUCUGCUCUGGACUAUCUUAGGACUGCUCUUAAAAACUGCAAUUUCUAAGAUCCGCUGUCUUUGUACCAGAGUCUUAGCAAAUGCACUUUGUACAUAAGUUUGAAACCAACUGCUGUAGAAAAUGAACAAUCUCUGAGAAAAAUCUGCAUUACUUUUCUCUGAUAAUGAGCUUAUUUGAAAAUUUCAGGGUGUUUUUGCUUUGGGGGUCUUACCUGGCAGGGGCGUACUAGGGGACGGCUUCUGGCCCAGUGCUCACCUGGGGCCCGUGAGUGCCGGGGCUCGAACCCAGGCCUGGCACACAAAGCCUGUGCUCCAGCCCCUGGAGAGCUCUCGCCGGCCCUUGAAAUGUUCACUUUUGCUCAAUGAUUUUUUUGUGCAAGCAAAUAGAGCAGUAUUUACGGUUUUAAAUAGUUGAAGUUUUCCAAUCACUGGUAAAAGCACUUAAAGUCAAACUUAUGGGUAAUUCCAUCCAACUCAGUACAUCUGACACGGUUGCCAGGCUGUUAGCGUGUCGCAGAAAUAUCAGGUCGGUGUCUCUGAACUGCUGGUUUUCCUGCUGUAUCCCACCCGACUCAGACAGUGUUAGGGAUGCAUCUCACAGACGGGUGCUAAGUAACCCUGGAGGUCACUGAGUAGUGGACGGCGUGGGAUCCUAAUAAUUAAGCCAUAUGUCUAAGUCUGGGUUUUCGGUUUUUGAACAAUCACUUACUGAGUCAUUUUGCUUUCCCUGGACGAUCAGAAACUGGUUUCCCUUCAGCGAAUCAGCAAUACCUAAUUUAUGGCAGGAAAUAUUCCGUUGAAAUGUGCUAGCGCGUAGAAAAAUGUUUUCCAUGGUUUCUAUCAAUGUGAAAUAAAAUUUAGUUCCGAUUUU
Sorex araneus (European shrew) is the source of this 2613-nucleotide messenger RNA. RefSeq names its product lysophospholipase 1 (gene LYPLA1). The transcript has 9 exons. Gene Ontology annotation, molecular function: carboxylic ester hydrolase activity; palmitoyl-(protein) hydrolase activity. The record is from RefSeq and is a predicted model, not a curated record. The coding region runs from base 98 to 790 and encodes 230 amino acids. NCBI's taxonomy places the organism in Eukaryota, Metazoa, Chordata, Mammalia, Eulipotyphla, Soricidae. Gene Ontology annotation, cellular component: cytoplasm. Gene Ontology annotation, biological process: protein depalmitoylation.